This is a messenger RNA of Catharus ustulatus (Swainson's thrush), 5019 nucleotides long. RefSeq names its product alkB homolog 5, RNA demethylase (gene ALKBH5). Gene Ontology annotation, molecular function: oxidative RNA demethylase activity. Gene Ontology annotation, cellular component: nucleus. Lineage: Eukaryota; Metazoa; Chordata; Aves; Passeriformes; Turdidae. The coding region runs from base 87 to 1223 and encodes 378 amino acids. Gene Ontology annotation, biological process: mRNA export from nucleus; mRNA processing. The record is from RefSeq and is a predicted model, not a curated record. The transcript is spliced from 4 exons.
CAUGAGCAGCAGCUGCGCGUCCCCCGCCGCCUCCCGCCGCCGCCUGCAGCGCCGGGAUCGAUAGAGGCGGGGGCUGCGGACGCGCCAUGGCCGGCAGCGGCUACACGGACCUGCGGGAGAAGCUCAAGUCCAUGAUGCCCUACCGGGACGGCCACAAAGGCGGCGGCGGCCUCCCGCGGGAGCCCCCCGAACCUCCGUACGACCGCAAGCGGCGGCACCAGGAGGACUCCGGCUCCGAGCCCAGCGACUACGAGGAGCAGAAGGAGGAGGAGGAAGCUCGGAAAGUCAAGAGCGGCAUCCGCCAGCUUCGCCUGUUCAGCGCCGAGGAGUGCGCCAAGAUCGAGGCGCGCAUCGAGGACGUGGUGUCCCGGGCGGAGAAGGGGCUCUACAAGGAGCACACGGUGGAUCGGGCGCCGCUGCGGAAUAAGUAUUUUUUUGGGGAAGGUUACACCUACGGGUCUCAGCUGCAGCGGCGAGGCCCCGGCCAGGAGCGCCUGUACCCGCGGGGGGAGGUGGACGCCAUCCCCGAGUGGGUGCACGACCUGGUGAUCAGGAAGCUGGUGGAGCACCGGGUGAUCCCCGAGGGCUUUGUGAACAGUGCCGUCAUCAACGACUACCAGCCGGGGGGCUGCAUUGUCUCCCACGUGGACCCCAUCCAUAUCUUUGAGAGGCCCAUCGUCUCCGUGUCCUUCUUCAGCGACUCGGCGCUCUGCUUCGGGUGUAAAUUCCAGUUCAAGCCCAUCAGGGUGUCGGAGCCCGUUCUGUUCCUGCCCGUGAAGAGGGGGAGCGUCACGGUGCUCAGUGGGUAUGCGGCCGACGAAAUCACACACUGCAUUCGACCACAGGACAUCAAGGAGAGGAGAGCUGUCAUCAUCCUCAGAAAAACAAGACUAGAUGCACCUCGAUUGGAAACAAAAUCCCUGAGUAGCUCUGUGUUGCCACCAGGUUACAAUUCUGACCGCCUGUCGGGAAGCAACCGGGACCAGAUCCUGAAACCAAAGCGGUCCCAUCGCAAAGCAGAUCCUGAUGCUGCCCACAGGCCACGGAUUCUAGAGAUGGAUAAGGAGGAGAACAGGCGCUCAGUCCUCUUACCAAAACAUAGGAGACGGAGCAACUUCAGCUCUGAGAACUAUUGGCGAAGGUCUUACGAGUACACAGAGGACUGUGACGAGGAAGAGGAGGAUGGCAGCCCCGCCAGGAAAGUCAAAAUGAGGCGGCACUGAGGAUUGCACUUCCCAGGCUCGUGGAGUUGAUGAGAUUGGCCUCCAGUCUGUGAAAACUUUCUCCUCCCUCUGGCUAUCUUCCAUCUAGCUUCAGUUUUGGUUUUUCCUUUCAGGCUGAAGAGUAAACAGGAAGGAUUUGGUUUUAUGAAUGGAGGAAUGCUGAGACAUACGUGAGGAUGGAACGUGUCCAGUGCACAUGGUGUCCUGAGUCAUGGGUCAAAUGGGCAUCUCUCCCUUAGGAAGCAGAUAAAGUUAUGCCAGGUUGUCUGUUGGGAUUUCUUUUGAAAACACCAAAAAGUUUAACUGUUUCAAGAAUUGUAUUUCUGUUUUGGUUUUGUUUUUUCCUUUUUUUUUUCCCUUUCUUUUUUUUUUUUUUUUCUUUAAAACUUUUCCUUUCUGAAUGUUCUAAAUAUGAUGUUUGACCCCAGGAGCUGAAAUUCCAUGGUGGGCUCAUAUUCCUUGUUUCCCCAAAGGGCUCCUUGGUCUUUUCUUACCUGAUGGUUGUUGGGUCUGUUUGAAGGGUGCCCUGCAGUAACUGGAAGUUUGAAGCUUUGCAGACCCCUCUUGCUGCGAUCGAUUUCAAAGGGUUUAGGACAUUUUUGUUGCACUUUAGUGUUUUAAAUGCCGUAGGUUUCCUUUCCAGACCCUUUUCCCAAGCCAGCGUGUCGCAGCCCUGUGUCCCUGCGCUGCCCUCUCCGAGAAGAAUGUACUAGAGCUCUGGUUUCUCAGUGCUGGUCUGACUGGGACUGUGCUGUGGAUGAGGAGGAAGGAAACUGGCCCAGCAUUGCCCUGAGAUCCAUAUUGGAAUCUCAGGGCUGCCAAGUGAGGGAUCACACUGAGCACGUGCUGCUUCCCAGAGCUGGGGAUAGCAAGGAGGAGUAGGAGACGCUGUGCUUGUGAGGGCUUGUGCCUUGGGACCCCUGAGAAGAGCCCUUCUCCACUGCCCCUUCCAGGUGGAGAGGGCUGAGUUGGUGCAGCAUUCGUGGCACAAUGUCCCAUCCCAAGGGACUGGCUGCACUCUGGUGGAGCAGGAACAGGAACUGCUGUGGCCUUGGGGGAGCUGAGCAGCUCUGUCCCCUCCGAGGCUGGCUCUGGGAGCAGGGACACUGCAGGGCUCGAGUUUGGCCCCAGUUCAGUGCAUCCAGCACUGAAGUUGCCUGUUUCUCCUGGUUUAUUCCUGCCUGUGUUCCUGGGGUAGGGAGUUUUCUGGUUGCUCCAGGAAAUGCUGAGAAGAAUCAGGUGUUCAGCCCUGUGGAGUUGUGUUAGAGCAUCUGCCAUCAUCAUCCUCUUCUCCACCUGGUUUGCAUUAGCCCAGACCAAAGCCUUGGUGUUUGAAAAGUUUGGGGCCCAACGCCAUAUUUAGAGCUGUACUUUUAAGGAAAACUUCCUCCAGUUGAUUCUUUGAACCCAAGUGUUGGCAGUUGCAAGGAGUAGUCUUAUUUUUAAAUUUUUACUGCUUUGCCCUCCUUCCAGUUGUAGUUUUUCUUAGUGUCGUGUCCCCCACACACUUCAUGGUCUGCACGCUUGGCAAUAAAAAGAUGUAAUAUAUUUUGAAACCUGUUUGCUGCUGUCUUGGGGGGGGCUCCUAGUUUAAAGCAACCACCCAGGUGGUGUUCCCUGCAGCACUGAUGGAGGAUAUUUGCUGACAUCUGGGUCCCACUGUCCUGUCCCUUCCCUGCUGAUUUUCACCUGGUGUUGGGGUUCUGCUCAGGCUGGAUCUUGUCACACGAGCUCAGUGGAUGUUGCCAUCACCCUCAGCACACUGCUGGCCUGUGGGGGUGUUGGUGGGUCCCACUAUCCAGUGGUUUUCCUGUUGAGACUGAAGGAACGUGUCUUGUCAGUCCAGAGAUCCGAAAGUUUGUGCUUCUGCUGCUUGUAAAACCUUGACAAUGCCGUUUUCAGACCACACGUAGCAUUUGAAGCGAUGUUCCUUGCCCUCCCAGCUUUCUGCUGUGAAUCCAGGCCAGCUCUUGGCUACAAACUCCCUGUUUUGGAAAGCUUGGCAUUCCCCUGAUAGCAAAACCACACGCAGGGAGCAGAGAUCCCUUCUCCUCCUGCUGGCUGUGUCUUUCUGGAUCCAUCCUGGCCAUGCCCCGUGCCCGUCGUGCUGCUGGGCUCUGCUGUGGGUGCAGACAGUGACAGAGGUCACUGCCAGAGGUCUCAGCUCUCCCCUCCUGGCUCCCAGUUUUAUCCCUACCUCUCCAGAAUAGAUACUCUACCCUGGUGUCAACUCAAAAUGAAGCUGGAGCAGCCAGCCUUUCCACAGCUGCUUCCCAGAGCAGGACUUCCAUGGGAUGAGGCGCUGGCUCUGUCUCUGGACACCCUGAGGAUCUCUAGCCUGGUCCCAGCCAUCACCUCAUCCCUUGUGCAGGCUGUACAUGUGCAAGUUUCCUUUCCCAGCUUGUUUUGGUAUUCCUGCAUGUCCUGCUCAGGAGCUUUCCCAGCUUCCCUCUUCUCAUCCAUGCAGUGGGUCAGAGCUGGCAGCCGUGGCUGAGGGGACAGGAGGAGCUCUUCUCCAGCCAUGAUCUUGGUUUUUAACCUGACUGCUUGGGGCUUGACACCUUGGAGAGAGGGGGAGCAGGAUGCAGGUGGGCAGAACCCACAGCAUCCCUCAGGAGAGGAGUCCCCAGCAUCCAGGCAGGGCCAUCUUCCCACUUGUACAGACAUUUUCUAUAGACACGGAUGUAUAUGUGUAGAUAACAUGGUUUUUUAACUCUUUUGCACUGAACAACAUCAGAGUGAAACCUGGAUUCAAAACUAGAAGACAUUUUUCACACGGAUCCAGAGGUCUGGAUCCUUCUGUAACCUGUCUGGUUGAAACUGUGGCUCAGAAUUCCUGGUUUUCUCUGUUGGGCUGCACACAGGCAUCAGGUCGGGCUUGGUGGCAUGGGGCUGGUGCUGAGCAGGGAGUGGGGUGAGCUCCAGUUUGGGGGCAAAACUUCUCCCAUCUGCCCCCCAGGCUGGGCUCAUGCACAUGUUGGGUUUGUCAUGUGUCUGAUCUGGUUGUGUGUGUGGUCCAACCUCUCCAUCCACCCACAGCGUGUCCAUGCUCAGCCCCAAACUGGGAGCUACAUCCAGCGUGACAAUCCAUGUGCCCAGACCCCCAGCCCAGACCAGGAGAACUGUCUUUCCUAAGGAAGGAGGAGGAAAGUGGGGUUCAUCCCUUCUUUUCUGCAAAGAGCAGGAGGAAUUGGGGUUUGUUCCUGUUACCGUAUCUCAAGAAGGGUCAGUGUGGAAUUAUCCAAGCCCGUGGAUCAAAACAGCUGCCAGGCUUUGAGGAGGGCUGGGGGGGGCUGGGGUCUAGACCCCCACCAGCAGCAAAGAAUUUUUUACCUGCCAAAAGUGUUCCCUUUCCCUGUUGUGAGGAGAAACAUUCACCUGGGAAAUGUCUCUGCUCCUUCCCCUGCCCACACUUAGAAGUUCUGGCUGACUUUAAUUUUUGUUUUUUAAAAGAUUCUAAUUUUUUUGUUACCAAUAAAAAUAAAAAUAAAAAAAAAAGAAAUAAAAAAAAAGAAAGUGGCAAUAUUUUUUUCUGUAAGCUUUUCCUAGGAAAAAGCGUGGUUUGUAACAAAGUUGUACAGUUCUGAAGUUUGAGAUACGAGAAGUACUGUGUGAAACGCUGUAAAUGGGGCAGAGAUUAUUUUAUGUACAGUCUGACGUGGGGGAAUCUUUUAAUUCCAGUUGAUUCUUAGGAAGAAUUUGGUUCUUCACUGUCAGGGUUUGGAAUUUCAUGGUUUCAUUAUUUUUUUUUUCUUGUAUAGAUUGCUGCAUUAAUUGAAUAAAAGCAGAAAGCAUC